Molecule: messenger RNA, 612 nt
Organism: Dibothriocephalus latus
Lineage: Eukaryota; Metazoa; Platyhelminthes; Cestoda; Diphyllobothriidea; Diphyllobothriidae
Source: the annotation of a GenBank genome assembly
AUGGCUUCGGCUACGUCUUGGGUUGCCACCAGUGGAUGUACGGAUCAUGAGUCCCUUGUCGCUAUCGCGAAAGUCGCCGAACAAGCCGAGAGCAUAGGCCAGAAACAGGAGGGCUCCGACAGCCGAGUAGAACGAACCAAUGCAUACCGCAAAAAGGUAGAGGAAGAAUUGUCAAAAAUUUGUGAGGAAGUUCUGGGAUUGCUUUCGAAAAAUCUUAUCCCUAAUGCCAGCACAACCGAGGCUAAGAUAUUCUACUAUAAAAUGAAGGGUGACUAUCACCGAUAUCUAGCCGAGGUCCAGGAGGGUGAGCUCCGCGAGAAGGCUACCUCAGAGUCUCAGGCCGCUUAUGAAACAGCGACAGAACUGGCUGACAAGGAACUUGGAAAUACUCAUCCUAUUCGUCUUGGCUUGGCGCUUAACUUCUCUGUUUUCUAUUACGAGAUAAAGAACCAGCCUGACAAGGCUUGCGCCUUGGCAAAAGACGCUUUCGAUAAGGCUAUUGCUGAAGUCGACAACAUUCAGGACGAAACAUACAAGGAUAGCACGCUCAUCAUGCAGCUACUGCGAGACAACCUCACACUGUGGACAUCCGAAUCCGAGCCUGAUCAAUAA